GCAGUUAAAUAUAGCUCUGGGGCCGGGCCCCACCCCAGUGGGUCUGCCUUCUGGUCAGGGUGUGCCUGCCCCCCUGCUGUCCACUGCCGUCCUCGCUCCACGCCUGCGGCCAGCCCCGCAGCUCUGAUCGCAUCGUUAGGCCUGACCCUGCCCGCUGGGAGUCUCUUGCGGCCUGAGACCUCUCCCCAGAGCUCUCAGCAUGUCCACCGCGCCCCGCCUCCUGCACCAGGAGCUGUCCUGCCCGCUGUGCCUGCAGCUGUUCGACGCGCCCGUGACCCUCGAAUGUGGCCACAGUUUCUGCCGCGCCUGCCUGGGCCGCGUGGGCGGGGAGCCGGCCCCGGACGGCACGGUGCCCUGCCCCAGCUGCCAGGCACCCACGAGGCCGCAGGCGCUCAGCACCAACCUGCAGCUGGCGCGCCUGGUGGAGGGCCUGGCGCAGGUGCCGCAGGGCCACUGCGAAGAGCACCUGGACCCCCUGAGCGUCUACUGUGAGCAGGACCGCGUGCUCGUGUGCGGCGUGUGCGCCUCGCUCGGCUUCCACCGCGGCCACCGCCUGCUGCCCGCCGCCGAGGCCCACGCGCGUCUCAAGACUCAGCUCCCGCAGCAGCAGCAGCAGCUGCAGGAGGCCCGGGCACACAAGGAGAAGAGCGUGUCCGUGCUGGAGCACCAGCUGGUGGAGGUGGAGGAGACGGUGCGGCGGUUCAGGGGCGCCGUUGGGGAGCAGCUGGGCAAGAUGCGGCUGUUCCUGGAUGCCCUGGAGGGCUCGCUGGACCGGGAGGCAGAACGCGUGCGGGGCGAGGCCGAGGCUGCCCUGCGGCGGGAGCUGGCGGGCCUGCACUCUUACCUGGAGCAGCUGCGGCAGAUGGAGAAGGUGCUGGACGAGGUGGCUGACAAACCACAGACCGAAUUCCUCAUGAAACACUGCCUAGUGACAAGCAGGCUGCAGAAGAUCCUGGCAGAGUCACCUCCCCCUGCCCGUCUGGACAUCCAGCUGCCUGUCAUUUCGGACGACUUCAAAUUCCAAGUGUGGAGGAAGAUGUUCCGGGCUCUGAUGCCAGUUUGAGACCUUCCUGUUCUCCAUCACCUGGACGACUUUCUCUGACAAGGUUCUGGGAAAAGAUCCAGACCCACGGCUCUCCAGCUCCACUGUGGCCUGCUCUUAAGUCCCCCUUCCUCUUGCUCUGCCUGUGACAGGAAGUGUCAGAAACAGCAGGUUCCUUCCUUCGAGAUGCUCUCGAGAUCCAGCUUCCUUCCCUCCUGGGUUCAGGCCGCCUUUCUUGUUUCUGUUCUCUGUUGCGUUCUGCGUCCUGUGUACUGUGGAUUGAACCCAAGCCCUCCACACUGAACUAUAACCCCAGUUCCUUUUUAUUUUUU
This is a messenger RNA of Chinchilla lanigera (long-tailed chinchilla), 1374 nucleotides long. It is a transcript of the gene Trim72, whose product is annotated as tripartite motif containing 72, E3 ubiquitin protein ligase. Bases 200 to 1063 code for a protein of 287 amino acids. Gene Ontology annotation, molecular function: zinc ion binding. The transcript is spliced from 7 exons. The record is from RefSeq and is a predicted model, not a curated record. Lineage: Eukaryota; Metazoa; Chordata; Mammalia; Rodentia; Chinchillidae.